AGGACACCGACACAAACCUGUAGUUCACUACGUGGACUUUUAAUGACGAGGAUCAGAAUGGAAAUACAACAUACUCUGUUCUUCUGCUUCAUAACAGGGGCAUCUUUUCUCAGUAACACAGCAGCUCCAACAUACAUGCAAUCUGCAGGACUCCCUAUUUAUACAGCAAUGGAGGGACAAAGUAUCUCCUUUGAGUUCCCGUUCACCCUGGUAGGAGGCGGCAGAAGGUACUUAUGUAAGGAGGAGUGUAAACUCAACAACAUAAUUAUUGAGACAAACACACCGGAAGCUCAACAUGGGAGGUACAGCCUUAGAUAUCAUGAAGGACUUCUGCAGGUGACCAUCAAAGAGCUUAAAGCAUCAGAUUCUGGAAGGUACAGGUGUGGAGUAGCCAGUUCCUCCAGAGCUGAUUUAUAUGAAGAGAUGGUUGAGAUCAGAGUUAAUAAAGUGGUGAGCUGGUCCACCACAAGCAGCACUAGGUCCAGACAGCAGCCGAGUGAAGAAACAACUCCAGAAACUCCAGGAGCUCCUUCAACCACAGCGUCAUCCAUCAAACAACAAACCAGCCAAUCAGCUUUUAUUCUGGCUGUUGGUGGAUGUGCCACAUUGAGUAGUUUCUCAGUGGUGGGGUUUUUAAUUCUGCUUUACAAAUGGAAGACACGAAAGAUAGCUAAUGGUUCAGAUAAGAGGACAGCGCAAACAGAGAUGGAAUAUGAAAACUGGGCACCGGGAUGCAGAUUUGAAGAGUCCCCCUACCAAAGCCUCGAUCCAGCCAGUAUGGAUCAGGAACCAACUUAUUUAAUUCUCACUUAGGACGUCCAGUUUUCUUGUCUUUCAAUUUGUUUGUUUUUUUUGUUUUUUGUGCAUGCAGUUUGGAAAGAAAAUAGUUUUUUCAUCUUCUAUCAGAAGAAAUAAAAGAGAUUUUCUUAAAAAAAAAAAAACACAGGCCAGAAUUAAGAAAACCUCUCUAGAAGUUGAAUGUGUGGUUUGGGCAAAAAAGCCCAAACCACACAUUACAGAUGAACACUGAUUACAGAUGAACAUUCAGAUCUCUGGGUGUAGCAGCAUUGAAAUGAAUACAGAUUGCCAGACUGAAUAUGGUCCAAUGGGCUCUACUGAUGACCGGAUCUUAGAGCUUCAACCAGCACAAACACGUCAGAUCGAUCACAAGUGAUGGUCCAACUGUGUCUGCUACAGGAACAACAGGAACCUUCAGGUGUUUUAAAAACUCUGCUUUAGUGAACCUUCAGGAAUUAGGUGCACGGCUGCCUGGUGAAGAACUGUGGGAUAAUUCAACCAAAAUUGAACACUUAAGCAACAACAGCAAAGAUAACUCUCAAGAGAGAAAAUAAGAGAAUAAAGCCACUGCCAAGGGGCUCCCAAACCAUCAGGGGGUCCAACAAAUGCUUGAAUUUUAACACAGACAAUAAUUUUAAAAUUUUUAGGUGAUUAGUAAGAAUACUACUACAUUUUAUUUGAGGGUCUCAGCAUUUUAAAUCUUGUCCUGUCUUGGCAUUUUAGGCGUACCGUAUUUAGAAGCUACUUGCCUACAUGUGUCAGGGCAGGUUUGCUCUACAAGUCUCAAAUAUCUCAAAACAAAAUCCUAAUUACUGUAUUAUUUCAAGACUGCAUCCAGCAUCAAAGUAGACAGGCCACAUUGAUGGUAUGUAAACCUGUGUUUGUAUGACCUCAGAAUCACAAGUGGCUUCACCCCUGAGUCACACCAACAGAGACAGGUCAGUUGUGGCUGGUGUCAAACAGGGAGGUGUUCAUAAAAAACAUAACAUAGAAAAAAAUAGCAAGUCAGCCCUGAUAAGAUGGACUCCCAGGUCCUCUGGUCUGCUGGCCGUGCAAGGGUGGGCGGACCAACAAAAAAUAUUCAUUCAAAUCAACUCAAAAAGGACAGCGGACAUCUGAAGCUUUAACAUUAAAGUCAAAUUAAUAUCUAAGCACUUUAAGGGAAAAUUUAUUUAAUAACCAUUAAAAUACAAUUUAUAAACCCAGCUAAAUCCUAUACCUGACAUUUCGUUAUGCCCACAUGCAGCCGACUGAAAUACAAGCAACUUAUUAAAAUCUUGUGCAACCACUCUGCAAUAUCCAUAAAUACAAACAUUAGAAAGAGUUGCCUGCAUUCAGUCUGAAAUACCACACAACCAUGAAAAAAUAUGUGAUUUCUUCUCACACACUCCAACAGCAGAGGCACAUUCAUCGCAGAGCUCUGACAAACUUCUGAUGGUGCUACACCCACUCUUUUCUGCUCCACUUAAGUUGGGUUCACUCUGUGCAGUUUUCAGCUGUAAUGGCCCAAGAUUUUUGGUAGUGAAAGAAAAACUCUGGUCUUGAGCUUGAAUCGAUUGUCUGUUGUCAAGCGCCGAUUUAACACUUUAAUGACCAAAGACAACCUAAGACAAAUAUCAGAUAUUUUCUGAGAAAACGGUGACUGAUUCAUGUCUUUUAACUUGACCUGUCAUUUCUUGUCCAAUGAUUGGUGGACUGAAGUCUGUCAGAUCUGUUGGACACAAUUAUGCUGCAGCAAGAAGCUGUGCAAUUUGCAUCUUCCGUAGUAAAAAUGUGACUAGAGCUGCCAUAAUAUCAAACUAGGAUACUGUGACAUGUUUUCGUGAUGCAUGAUUUUUUACAAUUUGGCACAAUGGACUGUCCCUACAUGCUCCUUCAGGAGGAGGGAUUGCUGCAAAGUCGGUGACUUAAUGGAAUCGGCUAGGUUUCCUGAGGUAGAACAAUUGUUACUCAUUUAAGUAAUAAACUGAACUUGUCUGCAUGGUUUAAGUAUUGGGAUUGAAUUGAAAUGUAUGUAAUUGACUUUGAAUCUAUCUGUAUGAGUUGAUUGAAUUGACUUUUUCUGUGUAUAAAUUAGACAUUUUUUGUUGCGUUUCUAAGUGUCUGAAGAUGAUAAUUUGUUGUGAAUCUGUGCUGUAUAAAUAAUCUGAACUGAAUUAAAAAGUGAAAUACAACCCA
Messenger RNA from Girardinichthys multiradiatus, 2976 nucleotides. RefSeq lists its product as uncharacterized. Bases 43 to 813 code for a protein of 256 amino acids. NCBI's taxonomy places the organism in Eukaryota, Metazoa, Chordata, Actinopteri, Cyprinodontiformes, Goodeidae. The record is from RefSeq and is a predicted model, not a curated record. The transcript is spliced from 7 exons.